CUCCCUCAUCCUUCUCCUCCCUUACCUCAGUGUGGGUAGCUAGACCUUGGUACCUCAGUGUUUGGGUGCCUUGCCCCUGAGCCAGGGACCCUGUCAUGCCCUGGCCUUGCUGUGAUGCCAAGAGAUAGGGGAGGGAGGGCCGGGUGAGCCUGCCUGAGGAUUGCAGUAGCCAGUGAAGGCAGACAAGCUGGAGAAGUGCUCAGCUGGGACAUUCCUUCCUCCCUGGGUGCUCCCAGCCACUCAGGUCAAGGGGAUCAGGAGGCUGGGACGCUGGGACAAAGAACCUUGUGUUGAUGGCUGCUCUUGGUGGGGGAGGGCAUUCUGUGCUGGGCCAUGUGGGACUUGGGAGCCUGUGCCUGGGAGGUCAUUUGCCCUGGAGCCCCAUCUCCCACGCUAGCUGUCCUCAACACAUCCUCUUUCUUUCUGCCUCUGCUCCUGAAUCCACAAGCCUCCCUCGCUACCCUUCUCCCAUCCUUCCCUCUCGCCCUCCAGGGCCUCUGAGUUCCCACGAGCAUGUCUGUGGGAAACCAUGGGGCCAGCCUUGCACAAGGUACCUGCCCUUCCCCUCCCUUGCUGGGUCUCCCCAGUCCUGCCAGGCCUGGGAUGUUUAAUUUAGAGGAUACAGUGUUUCCAUGGGGAUUGAUACUGACAGAACUCACCAGCAGUUGCUGACUUCACACUUCCACGUGGGUCAGCUGGAGACCUUUGGGGCAUGACCUAGGGAAUAUGAGAGGGGAGUGAGCGGUCCGUGCACCCUUGGCCUUGAUGGUGCCUCCUAGCCUCCCUCCAGUUGAGGUUACAUGGUGGGAGAUGGGAGUGUGGCUGGGGUGGAAGGUUGAGCCUGGCCCUGUGACCCUUGCGUGCUGUAGUUCUAGCUCCAGGCCAGUGGUUCUGAGCCGCCGUAGUCAGAAGCAAGGAAGUUGGAUUCAGGGCCUGGCCUGAGGGAGCUGUGCCCCGGUGCUUGUAAGACUGCCGUUUUCUCAGACAGCCUGUGUCCUGAUGCCAGAAGCAGCAGUGGUUUUAGUCAGAUCCCUGGAGCAAGGACUUGGAAGACGUAGAGGACUCGGGGUGGAGGAAAGCUGGGAUUGUCCGGAGGGACAUGGCCCAGCUGGGCCAGCAUCCGAGGCGGGCUUAGCAGCCCCCCAGGGCUGGCUCUUCCUCCAUUUGUGCCUGGGGCUGUCUUCCCUAGCCACCUGGCUCCCCAUUUGUCCACCUCACCAUGGUCUUUUCUUUCUCAUACCCUCCCGGGGUGGCCCCACAGGCAUGACUCGGUGGCUGCUUUCUCUUGCUUGGGUUUGAUAAGGGCUAAGCAUGCGAAGCCCAGGGAAGCCUUUUUGGGAUCUGGGUCUCUUUCAAGGGUCAGUCCUGUGCGUCAGCUUUGCAGCCACCUUGGUUAGCCCUAAGGCCGAGCCCACCGCCUGCAGGACACAGCCAUCCUCACUCCCCUCAUCUCUCUCUCUCUCUCUCUCUCUUCUCCCCUCUGCCUUUCUCUCUCCUCCUCCAGACCAGCUCCUCCACUGUGGCUCUGAGUGCCCCGGGGCUGCUGCCCAGCUCUGCUCCAUCCUCAUACUGCUCCCUUCCUCCUUCUCCUCCUCCCAUACCAUCUGUAUUCCUGCCACCCACCACUAAACCCUCCCCUCGAGGCCAGGGCCGCACUCCAGAGUUCCCUUGUACUGAGCAGAGUGGACGAGGCCUUCUACCUCCUGUGGCCCCCAGCUGGCUUGAUUUGGCUGGUCUUGGGGUGAUGCCUGAUACCCUCAACUCAAGGUCUCCCUCUGUGGAGGGUUCUUUGUGGGCAGUGGGCACAGAGAGCCAGGGUCGAGAUUGGAGGCACCUGCUGACCCUCACACGUGAGCUCUCUGGGGCUCCCCGCUGCCACACUGUACCCUAUGCUGGGAGCAUAGGUCCCCAAGAGCCUGGGGAGCCCCAGGGGCCACCAGCCAGCCCUUCGUGCCCAGAGGAGGCCUUGGCUGCCACAAGGGAGCAGCCAUGGGCUUCAGAGGUAUUCAGGCCUGAGAGAAUGCCGCCCUCUGGAGCUGCUCGAAGCUUCCAAGAAGUAAUAGAGCCAGCUAUAAUGGCAGUGGACCGGCAGGCUGUCUUCCCAGAUACCUGGACUCUCACGGAGGAACACGGCCUACAGCAGGAGAGGCCAAGGCCAGAGCCAGGGAGGCUGGGAAGCAGCUCCCCUGCCUCAGUUACCAUGGAGCAGCUAGGUGCAAAGAUGACUGAGAGGGGAAGCGUGGCCAGGCCAACCCAGGGACCUGAAACCCCAAGGAGCCCAGAGGGCACCACCGAAGCUGCCACCCAGGCCGGGAAGGAACAGCCAGAGCUUCCAUGUGCCAUGGCCACGAGCACACCCAGCAUCACGGAGAGGAUUUCCACCUCUGGCCAGAUCCGAUCUGUGAUCAGGAGGAGCCGGGAGACGGGCCACGCACACCCCAUGUCCCGGGAGCCCUCCCCUCGCCGCCGGCUGGACCCUGCCACCCUGAGCAGGACCCCAUCCCAGGAGCAGCUCAUCGCGGAGCUGCAGGGGCGGCUGGGCAUCCAGCCUGAGGCAGAGGAGCCGGCGGAGGCAGCAGGGCCCUCUGCCCAGGACUGGCUGACCGAGGGCAUCGUCAUCACCGUGCAGCCACGUGGGAAGCGGGCCGGGGGGCAACUUGUAGAGAAGGUGGCAAGAAGAUGCCUAGGGCUGGGGCUGGGCGAGAGCCAAGCACCUGGGGUCCAGGUUCUUCUGGCCUCAGUGCUGGCUGGAGGGGAGAUCUGGGGAGGGUGGGAGUUUCUUGCCUCCUGUGACCUUGGAAGACUGGCCCCACUCUUGGUGCAGAGUGGGAAGGCCCAGGGGAAGCCUGGGGAGGUCCCCCCACCCCCGUGGGCUGAGCUGGCGAUUUCUUCCUCAUCGCUGUCCCUCCUUUCUUUUCCCCAGGUUGUCUUCCCUCCUGGCUCUCCCAUUCCCCUGAGAAGAACCAUCUCUGUCCUGGCUUCUCCUUCUGUCCCUUUGCUCCAGCAUCACACAGACGCCGCGGCCAGCAGCUCUUCUCCCCUGCCCAGCCUGCCCACUUCCUCCCCUCUGGGGCCCUCAGCUUACACCUGUGGUUCUUCUGAGGUCCAGAGUGCAGGGGAAGAGCCCCAUGAUGAGGGGGUGCAGGGCCCCACCCUUUCCACUCCUGCAUCCCACACCCUGAGGUCCGUGGGCUGCCAGACCGAUGAGGACCCGCUCUUCCCCCCGAUGCAGAUCCAGGGCCUGGAGCAAAGAGCGGAUGGGGAGCGGUGCUGGGCGGCUGGCUGGCCUCGGGACAGCGGGCGGAGCAGCCCCGGAGGGCAGGACGAGGGAGGGUUCAUGGCCCAGGGGAAGACAGGGAGCAGCUCGCCCCCUGGGGGGCCCCCGAAACCCGGGAGCCAGCUAGACAGCAUGCUGGGGAGCCUGCAGUCCGACCUCAACAAGCUGGGGGUUGCCACGGUCGCCAAAGGAGUCUGCGGGGCCUGCAAGAAGCCCAUCGCGGGGCAGGUUGUGACCGCCAUGGGGAAGACGUGGCACCCCGAGCACUUCGUCUGCACCCACUGCCAGGAGGAGAUCGGAUCCCGGAACUUCUUCGAGCGGGAUGGGCAGCCCUACUGUGAAAAGGACUACCACAACCUCUUCUCCCCGCGCUGCUACUACUGCAACGGCCCCAUCCUGGAUAAAGUGGUGACAGCCCUUGACCGGACGUGGCACCCUGAACACUUCUUCUGUGCCCAGUGUGGAGCCUUCUUCGGUCCUGAAGGGUUCCACGAGAAGGACGGCAAGGCCUACUGCCGCAAGGACUACUUCGACAUGUUCGCACCCAAGUGUGGCGGCUGCGCCCGGGCCAUCCUGGAGAACUAUAUCUCGGCCCUUAACACGCUGUGGCAUCCUGAGUGCUUUGUGUGCCGGGAAUGCUUCACGCCAUUCGUCAACGGCAGCUUCUUCGAGCAUGACGGGCAGCCCUACUGUGAGGUGCACUACCACGAGCGGCGCGGCUCACUGUGCUCCGGCUGCCAGAAGCCCAUCACUGGCCGCUGCAUCACCGCCAUGGCCAAGAAGUUCCACCCCGAGCACUUCGUCUGUGCCUUCUGCCUCAAGCAGCUCAACAAGGGCACCUUCAAGGAGCAGAACGACAAGCCUUACUGUCAGAACUGCUUCCUCAAGCUCUUCUGCUAGGCGCCCUGCCCCUGUCUCUGCCCCCCUUCCCCAGCCAGCAUCCCCAACGGCUACUGUGACCCCGAUACUUCGCCCGGGGGUGAAGGGGUAAACCCACUGAAACUGGAACCCUUGUUCUCGGCUGGUGCAGGAGGGACAGGGCUGUGAGGGGUCCCCCUGCUUGUCUUCACCCCUGCCGAAGCCUCUGGACCCCCUCCUCCCUCCUGCAGCUCUCCCCAGGCUGCCGACUCCAUCCUCCCCAGGGGUAGAGGCUGGGGGCCCACCCCAGCCCACGUACGUCCCCAUGAACUGGCCUGGCCAGCACCCCACACUGGAGCCAUCUCUUCCUCAUAUUUCUGCAGUGCAGCUGGAGGGCCGGGAAGGGCAGGCAGGGUCUUUUGGGGUCUCUUUUUACCCUUAUUUCCCCCCUGACCUAAUUGUCUUUGUUCUGUGAUUAUUGGGGGACACCCGGCUCCCUCCAGACAAUGCCAGCAUAAAUCCAUCCAUCCAAAGGCAGAGAAGCCAAGGGGCAUGGAAGGUUCUCUGUGCUCCUCCUACCCUUCCAGUGCCCUAGGCCUGGCAACUGCCCCUGCCUUUACCCGCCCUCCCCUUUUAUACCCGCUCUGGUUCUACUGAGAAAAGCCUCUCCAGCAAUAAUGUUUUCUAGUCACUUUCUCCGUCUCCGGGACGGCGUGCCUGGACACUGUACCGACUUUGAUAGAUUUCUACACUGAGGUUUGAAUUCAUAUCGCCUGAGUUGCUUUUACUUCUCUAUACAAAAUGAUUUUGAAGAGAUUUUAAAGAUGUUCCCUUUUGUAUUCUCUUCUUUGUCCACCGCCACUGGGCCUGUCACUGAUGGUGGCUCUGGUGUGGAGUUUGCUUUGUACUGAGGGUUGGGGUGGGAAAGCAAUUUGUAUUUUAUUUUUUCUUAGCACGAGCAGGUGAACUGGGAGUACCCCUGUGACUCCCCCUCUUUCACUUCAUAGCUCACCAGGACUGUUUUAUAAACUGCUGUAUUUGGAAACCCCUUCUUUACUUCCCAGGCCAGCAAGCUCUUCACUGAAACUGGUUGAAGGGUGUCACACCCUUUUGGGCCUAGAAUUCUGAACCUCAUCUGUUCUGUUUCUGCGGGAGGAGAAGGGGAAAGUAUGUUUUGGGGGGCUGCUUCCUGUCUAAGCCCUCAGGAGCCUCUGCUCCCCUGUGAACCCACUGAACCUUCUGAGCCCCCACCGCUUCUGUGGGGCUCUCUCUUCUGCCUUCUCAGGAAAGCUGGUGUCUGAUUUUGGCCAUCAGGACUCUGACGUCUCUUUGGUCUUGUUGAUUUCCUCUGGGCAUAUCCCUUCCCCAGAUCUGCUCCUCCCCUUUCACAGGUGGGAUCGGCACUCAGGGGGUCUGGAAAGAAGGUCAUAAAGGAGCAUGAUAGGAUUUGGGUCAGAGGGACAGUCUCCUCUGGGGAAAGCCCCAGAGCUCUUUACCGAGGAUGAAAGAGGAGCCAGGCCUUGGGCUCCUGAUCAAGAGAAAGGGGCCCCACCGGGAUCUAAUGGUGAGAGUCCAAACCACUCCACUGGCCUCCUGGCAGAAGCCGUGUGUGCUGGGGUCUCCGAAGAGGGUCUCUCCUUUGUUUGUGGGGGAAGGUCAGCCUGGCCCCUCCAGAGGUCUGAUGUCUCCACUUCCACCCACAGGCCUUACCGCUCUGUUUACAGUGACUCCCCCCAGACCCUCCCCAAGAGGGACUGGGGUUUCUGGGGUCUACUCUCUGAGUCAAUGGUUAUUUGAAAAUUUGAUUUUGAUUUUAUUUUUUCUCUGUAAACUUCUAACCUGGCUUUUCCCAUUUCAAUUCCUGUGAUUUAUGCCAAUAAAGUUUGCCCGUGAUUUUCA
Molecule: messenger RNA, 6034 nt
Organism: Rhinopithecus roxellana (golden snub-nosed monkey)
Lineage: Eukaryota; Metazoa; Chordata; Mammalia; Primates; Cercopithecidae
Gene: PXN
Product: paxillin
Exons: 8
Coding region: 1745-4177 (810 amino acids)
Biological process (GO): substrate adhesion-dependent cell spreading; endothelial cell migration; transforming growth factor beta receptor signaling pathway
Source: RefSeq, a predicted model, not a curated record